This is a messenger RNA of Trichophyton verrucosum HKI 0517, 1446 nucleotides long. RefSeq lists its product as uncharacterized. The transcript is spliced from 4 exons. The record is from RefSeq and is a predicted model, not a curated record. Gene Ontology annotation, biological process: carbohydrate metabolic process; chitin catabolic process. NCBI's taxonomy places the organism in Eukaryota, Fungi, Ascomycota, Eurotiomycetes, Onygenales, Arthrodermataceae. Bases 1 to 1446 code for a protein of 481 amino acids. Gene Ontology annotation, cellular component: extracellular region. Gene Ontology annotation, molecular function: chitinase activity; chitin binding.
AUGCAUGCGAGGGCUUUUUCUUCUUCCUUUACUCCUGAUCGUUAUUUUAUUUUUUGCUGGUCUCGUGUCCACUUACCAGAAGGGGCGUCCCUCAACACCAACCCUGCAUGCUUUUCUCUCCCUCCCCCUUCUCUCUCUCUCUCCUCUCCAGCGCCUCUCCUUCUCCUGUGUCGCCUGUCCUUUGGCAAAGACCGCAGUCGGGUAUUCCUCCGUCUAUUAUCGCCCAUGUGUUUUGAGAUGUUUCGGUUCAAGCCGUCGUCGUGGUUUUCCUCUAGAGACACCAUGGACAGCCAAGCGCCGCAGGUGGGCGCCGCCGCUUCCAUCAGCUGCAUCGAGCAGUCCCUCUGCCAGAUUCCGAUAUUCUCAAACGCCGUCUACUACCCCAAUUGGCGGAUAUACAAGAGUAGCCCUCCGUCCUCGCUGAAGCUGGGCUACGUCUCGCAUGUUUUUUAUGCAUUUGCUUGGGUCAAGCCAGAUGGCACAGUAUAUUUGAGCGAUGAAUGGGCCGACGAACAGAUGCCGGUAGACGGUGCAAAGGGUUGCAUCAGAGCGUUCACCCAGUCGAAGCGGCAAUAUCCACAGCUAAAGGUCAUCCUCUCAAUCGGCGGCGGAGGGGCUGGCAGCGAGAACUUUGCAGCCGUUGCAGCGGAUCCAGUUUUGACAGCGAACUUCGUGGAGACCGCAAAGAAUCUGGUAGACAAGUUCAGCCUUGAUGGGCUAGAUGUUGACUGGGAGCACCCAUCUGACCCCCAGCAGGGUAUAAAUUACAUAUCUCUCCUCGCUGCUCUUCGAGAACAGCUGCCGGCGCCUCAAUACAUCCUCUCAUCCGCCCUGCCGGCCGGUCAGUGGGCCCUGCAACAUAUCAAUCUACACCUAGCGCAAUAUUACCUUGAUGUAAUAAAUGUCAUGACAUAUGACUUCUCCGGCCCAUGGGUACCGCAAUGCGGCCACCAAUCUCAGCUCUUCGCUCCCGAACAACCCCAUAACGAUGCCGCUCAUCUCUCAUGCAGCUCUGCCGUUUCAUACUUGCUCGCCCAAGGUGUUCCGCCUCAUAAAAUCUUAAUGGGUAUACCGGUAUACGGUCGUGGUUUCCCUGGUACCAACUGUGUUGGACAGUACUCAUGUCCCGCACCUGAUGGAUCCGACAAACCGGUAGAUGAUGGCGCAGGUAACGAAAAAGAGAUAGUAUUCGACUACUGUGAUCUCCCCGUGCCAGGUUCGAUAGAGCAACAUGACCCUGAAGUUGGUAAUGCGGCGUUUUGCGUCGACAACGAGCAGAAUUCCGGGUUCAUCUCGUACGAUUCACCACAGAGUGUCAAGUUGAAGGCACAGUUUGUUAAGCAGACGGGUCUGGCGGGGCUGUUCUAUUGGCACAUUGCCGCAGACUCGACUACUGCAGCCAGAAGUCUGAUUGCUACAGGGUAUAAUACCAUGCAUGAUUUGUAG